UCCACCAACGCACGAGAAAUUAUAAAUUUUUCAAGGGUUGUUACCAAACAGUAACAAAACGAACCCUUUUACUCUUAAGCGCGGUUACUGCAAUCCUGAUUCCCCUAUCUUCAUUCUUCGUUCUCAUUACAAUCCACGCGCCAUGGACACUCGACGCGCCUCACGGGUCGUUACCGACCCCAAAGUAAGGCGCGUUGGUUUCUUUGCUCACCCCGAACCCGAUUCCCCGCCACUUACGGACUCUCCACAAUCCGACCCGAUAUCCCCCGUCAUUAUUCCGCCUCCACGUCAGCUUACCGAACGAACCGCUGCCGUACCCGUUCCCGAUUCCAAGUUCCGACGCCAGGAACUCGACGAUCAGGUGCCGGUUGGGAGCUACAAUCCCUCACAAUCGUUGCUUGGAACCUCGCCCACGGAUUCGAUUUCUUCUAGCAGUGCCGGGUUCAUUAACGGAGAGUUCUCUGAGGAUCGCUCUGGUGUUGGAUGGUUUCGUGGCAGCGAGUUAAGUUUCCCUGGCGGAGGGUUGGAUUUGCCGCGUGAAAUUUUGGCGGAAAAUAUCUUUCCUGCUGUAGCGGUGACUGUGAAAAAUCUUCCAGGAGAUACUGAGAAGAGAGAAGAGGCUGUUAAAGAAGUAUACCCUGAUCCACUGUCAGUUUCAAAGCCAUUGAAAGAAAAAACUUCAAAGGCUGAAAGACGAGCCUUGCAGGAGGCACAAAGAGCUGCAAAAGCUGCUUCUAAAGCUAAUGGAAGUUCUGCAGUUGCUGAAUCUGGCAAAGCCGCCCUAACUAAAAGUAAAAAGCAGUCUUCACAAAAGAAAGAUGGUCCUCCAGUUACAUCGUCAGUCACUAUUGAUAACAAAUCUGGGAAUCGUCCUUUGGAGAAAGAGAGGAAAAAAGAGGCCCCUCCUCAACAAUUGCAAUAUGAUGAUCAAAACAGAGUGGAAAAAGCUAAAAGGCGUGCACUGGUAAAUCAAACUGAAGCAAGAAACAGAGUUGAAUUGUUUCGGCAUUUGCCUCAAUAUGAACAUGGGGCUCAGGUUCCUAAUCUUGAGUCAAAACUUUUCCAACUUGACUCCGUGCAUCCUGCUGUGUUCAAGGUCGGAUUACGUUAUAUGGCCGGAGAUAUAGCAGGGGUUAAUGCUCGUUGUAUCGAAAUGCUUAAAGCACUUCAGGAAGCUAUUAUAGACUACUCCACUCCACCUGAAAAAGUACUUAUUAGAGAUUUAACUGCAAAAAUCAGUAGUUAUAUUUCAUUUAUUAGUGAAUGCAGACCACUUUCUAUCAGCAUGGGAAAUGCAAUUAGGUUUGUGAAGAGUCGAAUAGCCAGGUUGCCCUUGAGUCAUACUGAUGCUGAGGCAAAAGCAGCACUUUGUUCUGAUAUUGACCGAUUCAUUUAUGAAAAAAUAAUUGUUGCGGAAAAGGUUAUUAUUGGACACGCCAAUGCCAAAGUAAGGGAUGGAGAUGUUCUUCUUACAUAUGGACUGUCUUGUGUUGUUGAGAUGAUUCUCAUAUCUGCCCACGAUCUUGGGAAACAAUUCCGAGUUGUGGUGGUAGAUUCAAGGCCCAAGUUUGAAAGUCAGGCCUUACUUACUAGGCUUAUGGCCAAGGGUCUGAGUUGCACGUAUACUCAUAUAAAUGCUGUUUCGUAUAUUAUGCAUGAGGUCACAAAAGUUUUUCUGGGAGCUUCUGCUAUUCUUUCUAAUGGAACUGUACUUUCAAGGAUUGGGACAGCAUGUAUUGCAAUGGUGGCUCAUGAAUUUCGUGUUCCUGUAUUAAUCUGUUGUGAAACUUUUAAGUUUCAUGAAAGAGUGCUACUUGAUUCAAUAGGUUGCAAUGAAAUAGGUGACCCUGGUGCUGUUGCCACAGUUCCUGGAAGAAUGGAUAUCAAUUAUCUUAACAAUUGGGCAAAUGAAAAGAAUUUGCAGCUUUUGAAUUUAAUGUAUGAUGUUACUCCUUCAGAUUAUGUCUCAGUUAUUGUUACGGAGCAUGGAAUGAUCCCUCCUACAAGUGUGCCUGUGAUCGUGCGUGAGUAUGGACAAGAGCAUUAUUUGAUAUAGAUAGAGAAAGUUAUGAAGUUACAAAAUAGAUUUUUUAUUUAUUUAGCUUUACCUCCAAACAACUUUGGAGAUAUACCAAUUUUGAUCAUUGGAACUUCACUACAUACUACAGGGACCUUUGGAUGAGAUUGCCCGCAACUCAACUCUUAAUUAGAAACACAUUUUUUUACCAAGUUUAUUUUGACAGCAUUUUAGGUUGUAAAAACUGUUCAUCUGCCUAAAGAUAAUGCUUAAUAUUACGAAGGAAAGGAAAACGAAAUGCACCAAGCAAUCAGAUCCAUUGAUUUUGAUAAGGCACGCGGUGAUUUUAAUUGAAAUAGGAGAUAGCAAAUUUUAGGUUGUUUAAAAUAGGACACAUAAAUUCUUGUUAUUCUUGUGAAAAUACUCUCGUAACAUUUAGCAGUA
Vicia villosa (hairy vetch) is the source of this 2461-nucleotide messenger RNA. Its product is annotated as probable translation initiation factor eIF-2B subunit delta. The transcript is spliced from 7 exons. Bases 143 to 2056 code for a protein of 637 amino acids. The record is from RefSeq and is a predicted model, not a curated record. NCBI's taxonomy places the organism in Eukaryota, Viridiplantae, Streptophyta, Magnoliopsida, Fabales, Fabaceae.